Cotesia glomerata is the source of this 952-nucleotide messenger RNA. RefSeq lists its product as uncharacterized. The record is from RefSeq and is a predicted model, not a curated record. NCBI's taxonomy places the organism in Eukaryota, Metazoa, Arthropoda, Insecta, Hymenoptera, Braconidae. The coding region runs from base 133 to 507 and encodes 124 amino acids. The transcript has 3 exons.
AGAACACUCAUCAUCAGUUAUCAAUGAUGAUUUUGUUGAUGUCCACAAGUAUAUAAUGGUAAGUCUUCACAAUAGAAUAGUACUUUAUUAUGAAUUGUUUCAAGUGAUAAAUGACCACUUUGAUUUUUAACAAUGGCUAAUUUUAAUUCCGGGAAAAUCCCAACUGAAUUCCCUAUGACCAAUAUUUACCAUAAUGUCAUGGUUUAUUUCAAGAAAAACGAAUCGAAUGAAUACAACGAUAAAGAACUAGGAACAGGCACCCUUUAUGUUACUACAGACAUGACAGUAUGGAUCAAAAAAAAUGGUGAAGGAAACGGUUCCCCAUUCUACUUGAGCGAUAUUAACGAAGAGUCAAAAAAGAACGAUGCUAUUUUUGCUAAGAGGGUACUAGACAAACUGGAUGAGGAGAAGAAGGAAAGGAAAAAGCAAAAUGAUGAACUCAAAAAUGAGUUUAAGAGAGUAGAAGAAAAAAGCGCAGAGCUUGAAAGAAAGAUGGAAAAAUUUUAAGCGGAAAUUGAAGUGAGGUGCUGUGGAAGCAGCGUUAACCGGAAAGAGUUGGAGAAGAAGGUGGAAGAGAAAUAUGAAAAUGUGGAAAGUGUAUUAAAUAUGCUAAGAAAUGAUAUAGAAAGCAUUGAAGAUAAAAUGAAGAAAGUGUUCGAAAUGACAGAGGAGAUUGCAGUAAAAGAUAGAAUAGAAUUGACGAGAUCGUAAGAUGGAAAGAAGAUAUAGAGAAAGAAGAAAAAAAGAAUAACUUGAUAAUUUUCGGAUGUGAUAGCAGGGGUAUUGUAAACAAAGAGCAGGUCUCAAAGUUUUUCAUGGAAGAGUUAGGGACAAGUGUCACACCUGAAGACAUCGAUGAGGUCAAAAGUAUAGGAAGAAGUGAGAAUAAAAUGAUUUGGGUUAAAAUGAAGACGUUGAAGAAUAAAAAGGAGAUCUUCGAGAAUAGAUGGAA